AUGUCUGACGCUGCCGACAUCAAUACCACGAAGUCCACCAGGAAGUGGAUAUCCAAGAUCUUCCGCACGAAAUCGGGCUCGGACGCAAGGUCUGACUCUGCCUCUAUGGUUGAACCACUCGUCGCUGAAUCCGAAGAUCCCAUCAAGGCCAACAUGGCCCACGAUCACCACAGCUUCGCCGAACUUAUGGAGCAGGCCAAGGCAAUGGACCCGGGGGACUUCCGCAAAUUUUUGCAGCAGUAUCGAGAUGAGCAGGAGAAGCAACACCACCAACACGGUGGCGGUAUCGCUGGAGGUGGGGACUGGGUCAGCCGUAACGCUCAAUACUGA
Molecule: messenger RNA, 330 nt
Organism: Exophiala xenobiotica
Lineage: Eukaryota; Fungi; Ascomycota; Eurotiomycetes; Chaetothyriales; Herpotrichiellaceae
Exons: 1
Coding region: 1-330 (109 amino acids)
Source: RefSeq, a predicted model, not a curated record